CUUUCAGUUUUGCUUUUAACAUGGGUAGCUGUUUCUAACGCUCUUACUCUCCACCCAGAGAAAGACAACAAUGAAGAAGAUGCAAAGCUUGUACAGGACUAUUUAAAUAAAUUCUACGCUAUUGAGCCAGAUCCAAAUCAACUUGGAUGGAAAAUAAAUGCUGAAUCCACAUCUGAAAAACUUAAGAAAAUGCAAACAUUUUUUGGUUUGAAAGUGACUGGAAAACCAAACUCUGAGACAUUGGAAAUUAUGAAGAAACCCAGGUGUGGAGUUCCAGAUGUGGGUCUCUAUGGUGUUACUCUGCCAGGAUGGAAAAAAACCAACCUGACAUACAGAAUUGUGAACCACACACCAGAUAUGAGCAAAGAGGACGUGGAUAAAGCAAUCCAGAAGGCAUUUGAAGUGUGGAGCACUGUCACCCCACUGAUUUUCACUCGUAUUUAUGAGGGAAUAGCAGAUAUAAUGAUUGCAUUUGGGACCAAAGCUCAUGGACAUUGCCCUCGUUAUUUUGAUGGCCCCCUUGGUGUCCUCGCUCAUGCCUUUCCACCUGGCAGAGGUUUUGGUGGCGAUGUGCACUUCGAUGAAGAUGAAGAUUGGACCACAGGCUCAGUCA
Messenger RNA from Pterocles gutturalis (yellow-throated sandgrouse), 613 nucleotides. RefSeq names its product matrix metalloproteinase-27-like. Lineage: Eukaryota; Metazoa; Chordata; Aves; Pterocliformes; Pteroclidae. Gene Ontology annotation, biological process: extracellular matrix organization; proteolysis; collagen catabolic process. The record is from RefSeq and is a predicted model, not a curated record. Gene Ontology annotation, molecular function: zinc ion binding; metalloendopeptidase activity. Gene Ontology annotation, cellular component: extracellular matrix.